Messenger RNA from Striga hermonthica, 399 nucleotides. Lineage: Eukaryota; Viridiplantae; Streptophyta; Magnoliopsida; Lamiales; Orobanchaceae. The record is from the annotation of a GenBank genome assembly.
AUGGCGGGUCGUGGCAAGACACUUGGGUCCGGGUCGGCAAAGAAGGCCCAAUCGAGAAGCAGCAAGGCGGGGCUCCAGUUUCCCGUCGGUCGUAUCGCCCGUUUUCUGAAGGCCGGCAAGUAUGCCGAGCGUGUCGGCGCCGGAGCGCCGGUUUAUCUCGCCGCUGUCCUGGAGUACCUGGCUGCAGAGGUUCUUGAGCUGGCUGGAAAUGCAGCAAGGGACAACAAGAAGACAAGGAUCGUGCCUCGGCACAUCCAAUUGGCCGUGAGGAACGAUGAGGAGCUCAGCAAGCUUCUUGGUGAUGUCACGAUUGCCAAUGGUGGAGUCAUGCCCAACAUUCACAACCUUUUGCUCCCGAAAAAGGCUGGAUCCUCUAAGCCCUCGGCCGAUGAAGAUUGA